This is a messenger RNA of Polypterus senegalus (gray bichir), 4069 nucleotides long. RefSeq names its product pyruvate dehydrogenase kinase, isozyme 3b (gene pdk3b). Bases 236 to 1456 code for a protein of 406 amino acids. Gene Ontology annotation, biological process: protein phosphorylation; regulation of glucose metabolic process. Gene Ontology annotation, cellular component: mitochondrion. The record is from RefSeq and is a predicted model, not a curated record. Lineage: Eukaryota; Metazoa; Chordata; Cladistia; Polypteriformes; Polypteridae. Gene Ontology annotation, molecular function: pyruvate dehydrogenase (acetyl-transferring) kinase activity. The transcript is spliced from 11 exons.
CAUUUCUUUGAGGUUGGUUGUACCGGCUUGAAGACGUGAGUUAUUUUGUUAACGAGAUAAUUAACGUGCUGGACAUUCGUACAGCCAAUACGGCUGCUAAGGUUAUCUUGUGCAACUUUUUUCCCCCCCUUCCUUUCUUGCUGUAAGAGGUAACCAUUGUGAAAUGGCCUAGGGUAGUUGCGGUUAUUUUUUUCGGUUAUUGAAGUUGCCCAGGAAAUUACAUGCAUCGUCCACUAUGAAGCUUUUUAUACGUUUGCUGAAAAAUACAACACCAAAACAAAUCGAGUACUACUCUCGUUUUUCCCCUUCGCCUUUGUCCAUAAAGCAGUUUUUGGAUUUUGGCAGAGAUAAUGCUUGUGAGAAAACGUCAUACAUGUUCUUGCGCAAGGAACUACCAGUGCGACUAGCCAACACCAUGCGAGAGGUCAACCUACUCCCAGACAAUCUUCUGAGUAGACCCUCAGUAAAGCUAGUGCAGACAUGGUAUAUGCAGAGCUUUUUGGAACUUCUGGAAUAUGAAAGCAAGAGCCCUGAAGACCCUCAUGUUUUGAAUGAUUUUCUGGACAUUCUUAUAAAAAUCAGAAAUCGACACAAUGAUGUUGUUCCUACCAUGGCAAAAGGAGUAAUUGAAUACAAGGAGAAAUAUGGUUUUGAUCCUUUCGUCAGCAGCAAUAUCCAGUAUUUUCUAGAUCGCUUCUACACUAAUCGAAUCUCCUUUCGCAUGUUGAUUAAUCAGCACACCUUACUAUUUGGUAAUGAUACCAAUCCCGCACAUCCUAAACAUAUUGGAAGCAUUGAUCCUAACUGUAAUGUGGCUGAAGUUGUAAAAGAUGCCUAUGAAACUGCUAAGAUGCUUUGUGAGCAAUAUUACUUGGCUGCACCUGAACUAGAAAUUGAAGAAUUUAAUGCAAAAUCUCCCAACAAGCCCAUCCAAGUAGUCUAUGUGCCAUCACAUCUGUUCCACAUGCUGUUUGAACUAUUUAAGAACUCAAUGAGGGCUACAGUAGAGCUUCAUGAAGGCAACAACGAUGGUUUCCCCCCAAUCAAAACCUUGGUUACUCUUGGAAAUGAAGAUUUAUCCAUAAAGAUUGGUGAUAAAGGAGGAGGUGUUCCACUUAGAAAGAUUGAUCGUCUCUUUAACUAUAUGUAUUCUACUGCCCCAAGCCCUAGCUUAGAACCCUCUAGAGCUGCACCACUGGCUGGUUUUGGAUAUGGUUUACCAAUUUCACGACUGUAUGCAAGAUAUUUCCAAGGAGACCUUAAACUUUAUUCAAUGGAAGGUGUUGGAACAGAUGCUGUGAUCUAUCUCAAGGCCUUAUCUAGUGAAUCCUUUGAACGCCUUCCGGUGUUUAAUAAGUCAGCAUGGCGACAUUACCAGACCACCCCAGAAGCUGAUGACUGGAGCAAUCCUAGCAGUGAGCCAAGAGAUGCUUCAAAAUACAAGGCUAGCCGAUAACUUCAUGAGCAACACGAUGCAGGCAGUUAUUCUUCACCGUAGAAUCCAGCAGCUGAGCACUGAAUCCAUCCAAGUGUUUUAAAGAAACAAUAACAGUAGCAUUCAUUACAUUACGUUUGAAGUGUCCAUUAAGAAAAGUUUUAGAUGGCUUUAUACACAAGUUAUCAUUGGAAAUUUAAAAGACUAGUAGGGAGACAUUUUAUGGUUGCUUACACUGGAUUGGUUCUAUGCUGCAAAACGGUUAAGAGCUGGAAAGAAAGGAGCACUGCAGAAGGAUAUCUCAGGCAAGUGUAAAAACUGAUGCUGCAAUGUUUUAAAUGAUUGUAGGAAAGUGGAUGAAUGAUGUUUACAUAUUUGUUUGUCUUCAGUUUGUGCAUAUGUAUCAUAUAUCGUUGACACAUGUACACAUACUGAUGUACAUUCGCUGUUUGUGUGUGUGUGUGUGUGUGAUUUAAAGAGAGUAUAUGCACUGGUGCUUCAAAAGGAUGGUCCCUAAAGUGAUAAUUCUAUAAGCAUAAUGCUUUAAUCUUAUUUAAUUGGAUUUAUUAAAGUAGCUGAUCUACUGUCCAUCUGUACAAAUGUGUCAGAAAAGGUACUCUUGCAUAUUCCACCAAUAUAAAUAUAUAUAUAUAUAUAUAUAUAUAUAUAUAUAUAUAUAUAUAUGUGUUAAUGUUUUUCUGAGUGUUUGGAUUGUACUCUUUAAAAAGCACCUUAAGGUUUGUUUAUUUCAUUUUAUUGAUAUUGUGGAAGUUUAUUUAUUUACAAAAUAUUUUGUAAACAAAAUUAAUAAUUUUCUAAUCAAUAUGACAUUGAUAUCUUCAUUGAAGGAAUUAUGUGGUUACUGGCCAUUUUUGCACUGCUUUAGUAGGUUGUAAAUAUCUAUUUAAACAAAAAAAAACAAACUUUUUUUUUUUGCAUUGGAUUUAGAAAUUGUGUGUGUGUGUGUGGAAAGAGGAUGAGUCUGGUACUGAGGAGGUUUGUGUUUGUACCAGGCUGAUGCUUUAUUGCAGUUUUUGGUAACCCUCUAAUUUUCAUACCUUCCAAGUCUUUCAGUGGAAAUGAAAACAUAAACCGUGGAGUUCAGUAUCCCAGAUAGAUUUAUAUGUUUACUUGCAGUACACUUUUUGAACACUCCUUUAUAUAUUAUACUAAAGUUAUGUGAAUUUGACAUUAUUUUAUUAGACAAAUGGCUGGACUGAUUGAAGAUGAAUAGUCAUUGAGGAAAAGUGCAAUAAUCUGAAUUUAACCUUCUUAACUGUGUCCUGGUGUGUUUUGUUGUUUUUUUUUUCCUGUGGUGUAUUCUUUGUUCCAGUUACACGCUCCAUUUUACUCAAUAUUUUAAAAUGCUGUUGCAUGUCAGCAGACAAGAAUGCAUACAUUUGUUUUUCAAGAAAAUGAAAUUAGGAAUUUCUUCUUUUUUUGGUUAGAAACGUUGAAUCAGUAUGUUGGCAUCCUUAAAGGAAGUGCUGUAGUGCAAAUGUAGUGAACAGGUGAAAGCAGCAAAGAAUGCUGCUGAUCAAAAUGUCUGAUGCCUAACAUUAUAGUAUGAGAUGCUUCUGCUUCACAGUUCUCCCUCCAUAAGGCUGUCUUCAUUUGUGUAACCACAGGCAUGGUUAGACAUACUUGAUGGAGUUUUAAAAAGGGAUAAGGUUAUGAAUUGUAUGUACAUAGGUUGUGUAUUUAUUAAAAAAAAAAAGGUUUGCUUGAAUUUGCAAGUAAAUAUGAAGAUGCUUAUAAAAAUUGAAACAAACCCUAAGAUUCUUUGAUUCAGAAUGGCCAUGUCCUAAUCUGUGACACUUCUACUCACUGAGGUGCACAAAAUGUCUGUAGGACAUGCCUUGGGAUUCUGUAAAUGGUAAGACUCAGUGGAUUCCUUGGCCUGCACCAGUGUAGCACAGCUGCUUCUUGAGUGAGGCAGCGUAGGCGACUGAUCGACUACAGACCAUGGAGCUAGUGAGACAUUAAUCCUGAAACAGCCUAAGUCAUUUCUGUCAUGUAUGACUGACAUACCAGGUUAGCUACUGCAAAUCCUUGGUCUGUUGCUGUAAUGUAAUGGGUUAAAAACUGGGGAAGGCUUCCUGCUGUGUCAUCUAUGUCAGCCUAUCAAUAAAUAAAAAGGAACGGUUUCUGAUUAUAUUGGCAGGAAUUCAUUUCCCUUGACUCAACUGGGGUACAUGGCUCUGUUGUGUGUUUUUUUUUUCUCCUCUCUUCCUAAACGUCAACAGACUUUGGCAGCUUGAAGUAUCGCUGAUUAUUCAGCACACCACCACCCCUUUUCUAAAUGCCUUUUCUCAUUGUAUCAUAAAGUUAGACUGCUGAGAUUUUUUUUUUUUUUCCUCUGGGACAUUUUUAUUUGUUAAGAUAUGUGUAUGGCAAUGGAUGGAAAUAGGUUUCGCAGAACUUCUAACAUACUGUAUUGAAUGCUUCUCAGUAAAUUGUUUUAUGUUGUAUAGUCCAGUGCGCUGCCUGUAUUGCUAUCUUUUCCAUUGCAUGGACUAUCAUAUGUUUUGGCCUUUUGCUUCCUACACAGUGACAAUUUGUGAACUUGUUCAGGGCUGCUUGUUUGUGUCACUAUUCUCUUUUAAAUAAAUUGGGACCAAAAUUAUAAAUGUC